CCGACAUGCAGGAAGGCCCUUCCAGAACUAGGCCCAAAGCCUCCUGACUUGCAUUACAUACAGCCUCAGCUCUAAACACAGAAUUGGUCCUGCUAGGUGCUAUUUCCAUAUGUAUUAGAAGACUGUGGCUGGAAUUAUUUUGCAGAUGCUUUAGUGACCGUGUCACUAUGUCUGAAAACAAUCGGCAAGAAAAGACACAAUGGAUUACAACAGUGAUUAUAAGUUCAUCUCUUCAGGGUCAUGAAAUUUCAACAUCCUUACAAAACCAGAGACACCGGGUUCGCUAUUCAGAUUCAGUAGAAGAUGGAUCUAUUAUCUUUUCUGUUUCUGGUGUUGCAUUUUUGUUGAGCAAUGCUCAAGGCUUAUUUUUCACAGACAGAGAAUUAUUUUUUGAAAAAAUAAAGAAGUUCAUGACCAUUCAUAGGAAUGGGUUUUUGCUUUUGUCAGCUGCCCGUCAUGGACCAAAGGAAUGGGAUAUGAUGUUCAAAGUUCAACAGAGGUUCUUAGGCAGUAAUUUACGACUAAUACCAGUCCACAAUACUGCUGAAGCUGUUAAACUCAUGCUGACUAUAGCAAAGACCUCUUCAAAACCACAUCUGGAUAACAUUCGCUACAGAAUGCUGAUGGCAAAGGCACAGAUUGUAGAACAAAGUUCUGUUUGGAAAAUGCUUCAUCAGCGCCAACUGGAGUGCACUUUAAUAAAUACUACUUAAGGCUUCAUCUAGAACUUUGACCAUGUUUAUUCGAAAAAUACCUCGGUUUUGUCCUGUAAAAACCCACAUUCACAAAGAAGUGUAUCAAUUUGGAAAACAGUUCUGCAUCAGAGACAUUCAGAAUGAAAACAUGAAAACCUGCAUGUAAUUUAUUAAAGUUUAAUUUCCUGCAUAACCAUCAAAAGACAUAUCAUUGCUCACUUAAAAAUCCAUUUUCAGCCUCUGAAAUAAUAUAAAAGAUAAAUACUGUUUGCAUUUAACCUUGAGUGGAAAUGUCCUGAUAUUCUUAAUGUUGUAGAACAUUCAUUACUAGCAGCACAGAGAAAGAGCUACUAACAUUGUCCUCCAAAUGUACAUGAUUAUUAAUGAUGCUGUUUGAAACAAAAUGGUUGUUCAAGUUCUGUUCCUCCUUUCUUACAGAUGAAUUGUUUGCUGAUGUUAACCCCCCCAAAGCAAAUGAAAAUAAAACGUCUUCUUGUUGUCCAAUAUAUGCUCUUUAAUGUCAAUGAACUUGUAUCUCCUACUGUAUUUGUUCAGGUGGACUGCUAGGGAAUGUUGUAUAUUAGACAUAUCUGCAGGAAUGAUCAGGAAAAUUGGCAUGAAGAACAUUUACUCAAAGCCAAAACAGCUGGAAAGAUCUCUACUGUAUCACCUUGAUGACAUAUGACUGUGAUAUGUAUGUCAUAGUGCUGUGCCAUGGACUGCUCCAACACCCUCUACUGCUAGAUCAUAUGCGAAUAGCUAUAUAGCAUGUGACUUAACAGUGCUAUAUAGAGUCCCAUUUCUGUAUGUCACAGUUUCUAAGCUACAAGUUUAGAAGACAUCCCAUAUCAAUUUGUACUGUUUUCUGAUAGCUAUUUUCCUUGUGAAUAU
Pogona vitticeps (central bearded dragon) is the source of this 1586-nucleotide messenger RNA. NCBI's taxonomy places the organism in Eukaryota, Metazoa, Chordata, Lepidosauria, Squamata, Agamidae. The record is from RefSeq and is a predicted model, not a curated record.